AUGGCGUCGGCGCCAAAGGCGGCUGGGCCAGAGGACUCAAUCCUCACCCUCAGCCCCGGCCUGGGGACCGAGCAGGUGGUGACCACGCCUGCCGGGGUCACAGCGGCGGCGGUGACCCUGAGAAGUGGCGCGUCCCCGGUCCGGUCGGUGGUGGCCUCGCCUCGCCCUGUGAAGGGGAAGGCUGGCCGGGAGGCGGCCCGGCGGCGGCUACAGCUCCUGCCGGGAUCGCAGGUGGGGGGCUCAGGUGCUGGCAAGGAGGAGGAGGAAGAGGAGCCCCUUCUCUCUGUCCCUGAGGAGGAUGAAGAGGAAGCGCAGCCCUUACCCCCUAUCUGCGUGUCUCCCAUGAGAGGGAUGUGGCGAGAGGAGAAGGUGGCGCUGUACUGCGACGAGGUGCUGCGGGGCUGUAAGGCAGAAGAUGCUGAUGAAGCUAUGAGUAAAUACCUAUCAGAAAAAUUAAAGUUGAAAGAUAAAUGGCUUGGAGUCUGGAAAACUAAUCCUGAAUUAUUCUUUGUGAAAUAUGAAGAAACUUCUAUACCUUUUGUUGGCAUACUAGUUGAGGUAACUUGUAAACCGCGCCAAAGCUCAUCACCUUGUUUCAAAGUGACUGUUUCUGUUGCUGAGCCCUUCUCGUCUAAUAUUGCAAACAUUCCAAGGGAUUUGGUUGGUGAGAUUUUAGAAGAACUAGAGCACAGUGUACCUCUCUUGGAAGUGUAUCCUGUUGAAGGACAAGAUUCUGACAUACAUGAUGUUGCUCUAGCCUUGGAAGUUGUAAGGUUUUUUUAUGACUUUCUUUGGAGAGACUGGGAUGAUGAAGAAAGUUGUGAGAAUUAUACUGCUCUGAUUGAAGAAAGAAUUAAUUUGUGGUGCGAUAUACAGGAUGGAACAAUACCUGGUCCUAUUGCACAACGUUUUAAAAAAACUUUGGAGAAAUAUAAAAACAAGCGUGUGGAGCUCAUCGAGUAUCAGAGCAAUAUUAAAGAAGAUCCUUCUGCAGCAGAAGCUGUUGAAUGUUGGAAAAAGUACUACGAGAUAGUCAUGCUGUGUGGAUUAUUGAAAAUGUGGGAAGAUUUACGCCUGCGUGUUCAUGGACCUUUCUUUCCAAGAAUUCUGAGGCGGAGGAAAGGAAAGAGAGACUUUGAAAAGACUAUAACACACAUUGUAGCAAAAGUGAUGACUACCGAAAUGGUAAGGAGUAUCUCCUCUGACACCAUAAUUCAAGUUCUUCCAGCACCCAAGUUGAAGAUGACUAACAAUCAUAUUUAUAACAACAAUGGCUAUGGAGUAAGCAUUCUUCAACCAACUGAGCAGUUUUUCAUCAUAGCAGAAGAAGCUCUUAACAAAGGAGCUGCCUCAGGAGACAAAAAGGAUGAUAAUAUGCUUUCCAAAGUAAUGCAAAACCUGAAUCUGGAAAUGAAUAACAACAAGAUAGAAGCAAACUUAAAAGGGGAUAUCAGGAUAGUCACAAGUUAA
This is a messenger RNA of Chrysochloris asiatica (Cape golden mole), 1470 nucleotides long. RefSeq names its product SHC SH2-domain binding protein 1-like (gene SHCBP1L). Lineage: Eukaryota; Metazoa; Chordata; Mammalia; Afrosoricida; Chrysochloridae. The coding region runs from base 1 to 1470 and encodes 489 amino acids. Gene Ontology annotation, biological process: male meiosis cytokinesis; spermatogenesis. Gene Ontology annotation, cellular component: meiotic spindle. The transcript is spliced from 8 exons. The record is from RefSeq and is a predicted model, not a curated record.